GAGGAGGCGCACAGAGGAUUAGCAGCAGGAGGAGGUGACGAUGAUGGAGGCCAGCUUUGACACUGAGGAGAGCUUUGACGACCCCUCCUGUCUCGCCCCGCAGCCCCCCGGCUCCGUGUCGCCGGCCAAGAGGCAGAUCAAGGAGGUCAAGGAGACCAAGACCACGAUCAACUGUGUUACGUUCCCUUUGCCUGGAGAAGGUCCGGAGCAGCAGCUCCUGAAGCCCAACGAUUGGAGCUACUGCGAUUAUUUCUGGGCUGACAAGAAGGACCCACAGGGGACCACCCAUGUGACGGGCUUCGAGGUUCUUCUGCAGAAGCAGCUGAAGGGGAAGCAGCUGCAGAAAGAGAUGGCUGAGUUUAUCCACGAGAGGAUAAAGAUUGAGGAGGAAUAUGCCAAAAACCUGUCCAAACUGUCCCUGAGCCCGCUGGCAGCGCAGGAGGAGGGGACUCUUGGAGAAGCCUGGACUCAGCUGAAGAAGAGCCUCCACGAUGAAGCCGAAGUUCACCUCAAGUUCUCCAACAAGCUCCACUCCGAGGUGGAGAAACCACUGCUGACCUUCAGAGGAGACAACUUCAAGAAGGACCUGAAGAAGUUCGACCACCACAUCGCCGACCUCAGGAAGCAGCUGGCCAGCCGCUUUGCCGGCGUGGAAAAGGCCCGUAAAGCCCUGGCGGACCGGCAGAAGGACCUGGAAGUGAAGACGCAACAGCUGGAGAUCAAACUCAGCAACAAGACCGAGGAGGACAUCAAGAAGGCACGACGGAAAUCCACACAAGCAGGGGACGACCUGAUGCGUUGCGUGGACCUCUACAAUCAAACCCAGUCCAAGUGGUUUGAGGAAAUGGUCACGACCAGCAUGGAGCUGGAGAAAUUGGAGGUGGAGCGGGUCGAAUGGAUCCAGCAGCACCUGCGUCAGUACACGACUCUGCGGCACGAAACGGACAUGUUCAACCAGAGCACGGUGGAGCCGGUGGACCAGCUGCUUCAGGGCGUGGAUCCAGCCAAAGACAGGGAGCUGUGGGUGAAAGAGAACAAAACCAGCGAGGUCCGGCCCGUGGACAUGGACAUAUAGACGGUCCCCACCUGGUACCAGGAUUACCACACGUCCACAGAACUUAUCAUGGUUGGUGCAUGUUCAGACCUGAGGCGCACUCAUCCUCUCUGACUGGAAUCACAAGGACCAGAAGGUCCAGAAGAGUUCAGGAAACGGGUCAAAGUACCAGCAUGUUCCCCUGUCAUAACCAACAUGAGCUUACUGAAUGCCAUUACUCUAGUACUCUACUGUUCACUAUUGUAAAUUAUUUAAAAAAGAAUUCAGUGUCUUUUAAACUCUAAUUUAGCUUUUCAUGUUUGAGCAAAUCAAACAAACAGAAAACUGACAUCUGGUUCUUGACCUUUAUUUUAGAUACAGAUGAUGAAGCACACCCAGAUGUAACGAUGAAUAUAUUUUCAUAUUUUUUUGUUUUGCUUUGCUGUUCCAUUUUGGUGGAAAUGCAUGUUUUGGACAUGAAAGCUGCCUGGUCUGUGGAAACCUGAUGGUCGUUUCGUGUCUUUGGUUGAAUUUGCACACGUUGAUACCUUGUAUUUAAUUUAGCAACUUCCUCAAAGAUUCUCUCUCUAUAAAAAAAAAUAAAAAAAUAAAAACAUGUACAGCUUUAAAUCCGGUAACCUCACUGAUUCAGAACUCUCUCAGUGUUUUGGAGUCGAUUCUUAGCGGAUCAGAUUUAGGCCAGGGUCCAUUUGGGAUCAGUCUGGAGUAAAAAAAGGUGGUCCAAGUUACGCUGAAACACCUUUUAGUGCCUAACGGUUAAUAUAUCUGGAAUGUCCUCGAUAUAUUCUCUGCAUCCGUGUACAUUUGUACAUAUUGGCUGGAUGUAUUUUGCCGAGCCGCAGACCAGCAAGUGUUUGCACUGUACUCUGUUGUUGGUUUUGUUUUCCGUGAACGUGCAGGGAAUAGUUUUAUGGCGGUGUUUAAUCAAAUUGUGUGUUGACAAAGAAAAAGAAAAGAAAAGGAAAAGCCUUCGUUUUUUGGGAUUCUGUUGAAGCAAAAACCAGCUCCAAAGUAUAAAACCUGCAUGUGCACUCAGUGUCUGUGUUUACAUGUGUGCGUGUCUGUCGUCUUUACAUUUCUCUGCUUUGUUUACGGUUGUUUUCAUUUUUUUCUUAGUUUUUCUAAAGAAGAAUCCAUUGCCCAAAGACAAACGUGCAUCAGUCUCAUGGAGCCCCAUCAUGAUGUUUUAUUGUGCU
Molecule: messenger RNA, 2250 nt
Organism: Nematolebias whitei (Rio pearlfish)
Lineage: Eukaryota; Metazoa; Chordata; Actinopteri; Cyprinodontiformes; Rivulidae
Gene: gas7a
Product: growth arrest-specific 7a
Exons: 10
Coding region: 41-1075 (344 amino acids)
Biological process (GO): neuron projection morphogenesis; actin filament polymerization
Cellular component (GO): actin filament; plasma membrane; cytoplasm
Molecular function (GO): actin filament binding
Source: RefSeq, a predicted model, not a curated record